GAAUUCGGGGAGGGUGCACGGAAGAGCUGUGGGCCAGAGGCCGGGCGUCACAGGUCCUGACAGGGAAGAAGUUGGCAGGUCCUGACUGGGGAGAGCCGUGGCGGACGCAACCUCCGGGUCCAGUCAGCUCUGGAGAUGGAGUCGCAGGUCGCGGCCGCUGGGGCUGCAGAGACUGAGGCAGAGGCGGGCAAGCGUCCCGCGAUGGGCAGUGCCAGCCAGGGCUCGCUGGUCUCGGCGCCCAAGGGGGCCGUCCGGUGGCAGCUUCUGCGACAGGUUCUGAAGCAGAAACAGUUGGAUGAUCAUCUGAGACAUGUAUCUGUGAGAAGAUUUGAAUCAUUUAAUCUGUUCUCAGUCACAGAAGCCACAAAAAAGGGAACUGAAAAAGAGGCUGGUGUGUGGGUCCAGUACACAAGCAUCUUUUAUCCCAAAUACAGCAUCUCCGUAAGGCAUAAUAGUGGAUCCUUGAAUGUGGAAGACGUCCUUACCAGCUUUGACAACACAGGAAAUGUUUCUACAGGAGGACCACAGGAUCGCCCCACUCUGGACUCUGUGUCAGCUACGGGAGGACCACAGGAUCGCCCCACACUGGACUCUGUGUCAGCUACGGGAGGACCACAGGAUCGCCCCACUCUGGACUCUGUGUCAGCUACGGGAGGACCACAGGGUCGCCCCACACUGGACUCUGUGUCAGCUACGGGAGGACCACAGGAUCGCCCCUCGCUGGACACACGCUAAUGCCUCUGCUCAGAAGCUGAGAUCACAGAUGGAAGUCAGCAUUUCCUGGGCAAAGUGGGCCCGGGGUGACUCAUUAUAUUGCCGUCUUAGAGUACCUGGGGCUGGAUUAAUAUCUUACUGAUAACCUACUUUGUUCUACAAAAAGAGGCUCCAAAGUGGACAACUGAUUCUCUGUCCAGUCAUUUGGUCUCCUGAGUCCUCAUUAUUUUGCUCCCCCUUCCUCCCUCUGUCUAUCCUUCCCUCCUUUCCUCCUUCCCUCUCCCCCUCCUUCCCUCCAUCCCUCUUUCCCCACCUUUCUUCCUUUGCUUCUUGUUUCGGCACUAACAUGACCAGUAUGCUCAGUAUAUUCUGAUAGCUUUCCUUUCCCUGGGGUUAGAUUGGACCUUUUGUGCAGAGUCGCAGUUAUCUGCCAGGUCAUCCUGAAUCUUUUCAUUGGAAAAGACCCAUUGCCUGUGGUACCUCCUUCGGAGAAGUAGUGGGCAGCCAUUCACACACAGGCACACGCACACACACGCACACGCACACACACACGCACGCACGCACGCACACGCACGCACGCACACAGGCACACGCACACACACACACACACACACACACACACACACACGCACGCACGUGCAUGUGCAAAUGGGUACAUAUGAAGAUCUGAAGAGUGGACAUUGGCUUCUUCCUGUAUUGAUCUUCAACCUUAUUUAUUUAUUGACCCAGACCUUUCACUGAACCUAAAGCUCACCGAUUGGCCAGACAGGCUGGCUAGCAAACCCAGACUGGGGUCGUCCUGUGUCCACGCCCCCAGCACUGGGCUUGGAGAUGCACGCUGCUAUGCCCAGCCAUUUGCCUCUGUGGUAUUGGUACUCCAUGCCCAGGUCCUCAUGUUCACACAGUAAGCACGUUGCCAGCUCAGCCAUCUCUCUAGCCCUGUGUCACACUGACCUUGCUAUAUUUGAGUGGGCUUUAGGCUGGGGUUGUCUUCUAUUUUCCCAUGACUGAAUUCAAUUAUGCCCUGUUGACAGGUCUUAGCAGAAGUGAUGGUGUCUUAUGGUCAACUAGGUACUUAAGACACAGGGCCCAGAGGACCCAAGCUAGAUCUGACCCGAAAGCCCCGAGGGCUAACUGUCACAGUAGCAGAGGCCCUGUGCAAGCACCCAGCUAAGACACCCUCAAUCACAAUAAUGGCCCAUGAAUCUGAAAGGGAGUACGUACGAGGCAGGGAGGCUCAUGGGAGGGUUUGGAGAGAGGAAGGGGAAGGAGUAAACGAUGGAAUUAUAACCUCAAAAAAAUAAAAAGUUCAUGUUUUUAAAAAGCUGUUAGUGUGCUCAUUGAGAUUGUACUGUUCCCGCUGGGGUGAUUAUUUGUGGGUGGGGUCUCACCUGUGUCCCUGGUUAUGACAGAUCUGAAUCUGUAAAUUAAUUAGGGAGAACAGGCAUGGCAAUGAUAUGAAACCAUCUUGCAGUAGAUAGGAAGGUCUUUCCAUUUGUCCUGCUCACACUGGAGGUUGCUAGGGACACUGGAAAAGCAGACACAGUCUUCAUACAGGGAUUGCACAUUCCUCAUAAAGUUUAUCUCUCUCCUUUUUCCUUUGUUCCUAUCAAAAGUGUUUUCUAUAUCAUUAUAUUCAUGGCCUGGCCAUUUGAUGCUCCCAGCCUCUAUAUGUAAUUUAAUAUCUUGCUACCCAACAAGAUACAUACUGUUUAACCAUAAUGUACUAUAAUGAUAAUGUACUGUAGAUUUAAAAUCUAUAUUUUUAAAUUAAGACUACUGCUUCAAAAAAGUACAUCUAAGCUGGGCAGUGGUCGCGCACGCCUUUAAUCCCAGCACUUGGGAGGCAGAGGCAGGUGGAUUUCUGAGUUUGAGGCCAGCCUGGUCUACAAAGUGAGUUCCAGGACAGCCAGGGCUACACAGAGAAACCCUGUCUCGACAAACCAAAACCAACCAACCAACCAACCAACCAACCAACCAAACAGUACAUAUAAAUACAACCACUCAAACCUCUUCUGAGUGCAGAGUUCACUUGUAUGUACUCUUCUGCAUUUAAGGUUCCUUUCCAACUGUUGGGAAUUAUUCAUUAAGUACAGUGUGGCCCCUAUGAACAUUCAUUUUUCACAUAAGUCCUCUUAAAACCAACUAGAAAAGUCCUCUCAAAACCAACUAGAAAAUCUGAAAUAAGAAUAUUUGUGACAAGGAAAGAGUGAGGCGUGGUUAAUUUGGGUACCACGUUAUAACUCAGAUCAGGCUAGCCUGUAACCACAGGUUCCGGAAGAUCCAACACAUCCGGUGUGUGGGCACCAGCAUCCACGGGCUGGUCAGACCCCCCCACCCCCAGCACUCUCAGCUGCUAAGCCAUCUUUCCAUUCUCUGUGGUGAGAAAUGUUAAGUGGUCUGACCCAAUCUGAUUUUUCUGUUACUUCUGGUGCUAAAAUUUUCAGAAUACAGAAAAAUUUCAGGACUGACUGUGUUAACAUUCUGUCUAAACUCUACCCCACAGUUACCUGGCAAUAGCUAGAUAGGUCUGGCCCACUCUAAAAGGGGCUGCUUGCCCCCCUCCUGUCUUUCUCUUGCCCUCUUGAUCUCUUGCUUCUCUCUUGCUCUUGUUCCCCAUCUCUCCCCAUUCCUUUCCCUUCCCCCUCUCUCCACAUGCUCAUGGCCAUGGCUGUCUUCUACUUCUCUACUCUCUCUCUCUCUCUCUCUCUCUCUCUCUCUCUCUCUGCCUUUCUCUGCCUCUACUACCCUCUUAACUCCCCUCUCCAUGCCCUGAAUAAAUCUAUUCUAUACUAUACCUUUGUGUGGCUGGCCCCUCAGGAGGGAAGGGAUGCCUCGGCAUGGGCCCGCUGAGCCAUCCCCAUACCAUAGAACAUAUAUCUCUUUUAUCUUUUUAUAAACACAUCAGGUUGCAGGGUUAAGUAUUUCAAAUAAUUAAACAAUUUUUAUAAUGUAGAAGGUUAAGUGCGGAAUUGUGCAUUUCUCAUGGGGUGACAGCCUCCUUAGUGGGAGUCCAGAACACUGCUUUAGUGUAUGGUCCACCACAUUAACUUCCCUUAGUUGUCGGCUGGUAUUUAAAAGUGGAAAUCCACGUGGGGCUGAGUUAGAAUCCACGGUAUUUUCAUUUCGGUUCAGAAGAUGAUGUAUAUUGGGUAAAAGCAAUGAUGGAGGGGUGGCAAGAAAGUCAAAUGAGCUCAUGGCACCCCACGGGCUCCUGGGACAAGUCUGCCAGGCUGUGAUGGCCCAGACAUGGUUGUAACAACAGACCUAAUGUUUUCAGUUUAAUGCCCAGCUCCAGAAAAAGAGGGAGCUGGAAAGAAAAUAAUUUUGGUACUACAUUAAAUACAUCCCAUGCUUAUUUCUAAAAAUGGUGGAAGAAAUGAUCUCAUAGGCUGGUGCUAACGGUUACCUGAAUGUUUGGGCGACUCAGCAGUUCAUGCAAGGGUUAUUUGUUCUGCUGCUGGCUCCCAGAUGCCUGUGUCUACAAGCCAAAGGGGGUUUCCAGCUGCUCGAGCCUCCGUUUUCUUUUUCUUUGUAAGCUGGUAGAGUUGAUGCUUAAAGGACAAGAUUCUAAAUUGAUUGAGUGACAAAGGAAUACAGUGUUAAUUAAGCUAGGCCAUUGUCUUUAAAGUGGAGUCAGUACAUUGGAAGUCAGAUUUCUCUUCAGGUUUGGUCAAACUGCCUAAGGCUGCGACUAAGUCCUUAUUAGGUUAGGGCUGCGGGGGAGCCGCCAUUGUUUGCCGGUCAAAGACCGGCUUGCUGUUAAAAAUCACAGCAUGAGGCUUAAGCUGCUGCAACCAUUAUCCAGUGCUAACGCGUCCCUAAAGGUCUGCUAAUAGAAGCAGAGGAAAAUAUCAAUCUUUAGUUUUAGAACAGCUGAGUAACCUUAGCACCUGUUUAUUCAGAGCAAGGCUUCCGAGAUGCUUUGAUGGGCAUGCGGUAAGGCCCGGUACCGGUAUCGAUACCGCUACCGAUACCGCUACCGGUGCCGCUUCCCCAGGCCACAAGAGGAAAUGCAAGGGAGACUGAAGGGAAGAGGGAAAAAAAAGCAUGUUUUCUUUAGCAUUUUUAUUUAAAGGGCAGGAGGAUCAGAACUAAUCUGGGAUUGACUAGGGCACACGUGGUUUUUAGAAGAAAAGUUGUGUACUGGAUAUGGGAGCCUUGGGAAGCAGAGGCAGUAGGGUCUCUAUGAGUUUAAGGCUGGCCUGGUCUACAUAGGAAGUUCUAAGCCUGUCAGGACUAUGUAAUGAGACCCCAUGUUUUGUUUUUGUUUUAAAGGAUAGUUUUGUUUAAUUUUCUGCAAUUCAUUUUGUGGCUCAACGACAAUCAGUGAGGACAUGCUACAGUGGGCAAAAAGCAUGUUCUCUAAAGAAAGUAAAAACUCAAGUGUUCAGUAACAACCAGUUUGCGUUUACCUAUCCACACAUAAUAAAUAGAAUUAGGAUGUGGUGGCUACUGGCUUUCCCUUGUGAAAUAUGCAAGACUCUGGGAUAGUAUGAAUUUAAUUAAAGAAGGCUCUGUGCCUUACAGAAGGGAGGGAGAGGAAAGAAAUUGCUGUUGCAAACUUCCUUUAGCAAGGUGUUCCAAAACAUUCCCAGAGGUGCUGGGAGAUACUGAACCAAGUGCUGGAGAUACUGAACCAAGUACUAGGAGGUGCAGAGCUAAGUGCUAGGAGGUGCUGAACCAAGUGCUGGGAGGUGCUGAACUAAGUGCUGGGUAACUUAGAAAAUACUCUCUAUGACUAAAAGCAUUCCACUUAUAAUCUUUUUACAGCCUCAAAAAAGGCUAUUUUUGUAUUUCCUCUCUUAUUCAGUUAAAUUCAAAAGCCAGUGACUAUACUGAGCUUGUCCUUUUAUAAGAUAUUAAAAACAUCAAAAUGUGUCAUAAAAUCUGUUUGUAGAGCUAGUGUACAUCCAGUGUCUAGGGGAGUGGUAGCUUGUCUUCGGUCACAGAGUAAGUGACAGAACAAGGGUGGGAGGAAACCUAGAGCUCUCAUAUCUGCUCUACAGCCCUCUCUGUAAUUAACUGUGUGAAGAUGAAGGUGGCAGGGAGGGGAUUAUGAGCGGCCAGUUUUAAUGGACAGCUUACAGAUUAAUAAGAUUGGGGUGAUAGUAUUUGAUUCAAAAAUUAAUUCAAAUAGUGAAAAUCUAGAAACGAGAUGUAUUCCAAUGGCCUUCCAAGGAAGGAGUCAGAAAGAUGUCCAGCUGUGCCUUUCCUAGCUUUCUCUGUGGCUGUAACAUUUGCCGAUAUCCGGCCAUACCCUUUGCAUGUGGGUUUGUGAGUACUGUACACUAUGAACACAGGCACACUUACCUUUGGCCGCCUUUGACCACCUCCACACCUGAGAGCUGAUGUCUAGCCCUAAACUCUCUAUCCUAGCCCCAGGCUGCUGUCGCCCCUGUCCUGUGCAGCCCAGUUGGUCACCUGGGUGACGAAUCUCUGCGGAGGGCCGCAUCAGAGCAGGCUCAGCCUCAUUCUGCCACGGCCAUUUCCAUCACCACUCGCACUUGAUCUCUUUCACAUUUUAUAGAAUCGAUAAAUCUCAUCCCUAAAGAGUCCAGCAGGCCUUUGAUUCCUGACCUGACAUUUGCUAAUGCUACGCCUGAUGACCUGCCACUACGGAUCUGCAGCCCUGCACUCUGUGUUUGACAACACUCAUAAUAUGAAUCAAUAUUCAGCAUUCAGUAAGUGAGCCGGGAGUCAUUUCACUGCUGCAAAAGGCUGCGUUGCCCCCGGGCAGCUGUCAGAAAUGGGGAGUUAUUAAUAGCCCUCUCUCCUCACUUAGCAUAGUCAGUAGGGGUCAGGCAUGAAAUGAUUUAAUCAGUUUAUGAUAUCUGUGACAGAGAGCACUUAAAAUGUAAUCACAAAAUUUAGGUAGAAGUGUCCCUGGGCUGUUGUAAGGCUUUUCCCACUUAAUUUUCCCUAAUCCCUGUACAAUGUAGUGCAUACUGAAGACAGAUCCUCCAACAAAGCAACAUCUAACCUGUGUUGGUGUUAUUUCUCCAUUGGCAAACAUUGUGUGUGUCUGUCUAUAUGUUUGUGUGUGUUUCUCUGUGUGUGUAUGUCUCUGUGUAUCUCUGUGUGUGUCUCUGUAUGUGUCUCUGUGUCCGUGUGUCUCUGUGUGUGUGUCUCUGUGUGUGUGUCUGUGUGUGUGUCUGUGUCUAUGUGUGUGUGUGUCUCUGUUUGUGUGGGUGUGUGUCUCUGUGUCUGUGUGUGUCUGUGUACUUAUCCCUUUAGGAUAUAGGCUGUAAAUACCUAAGGAUAAAUGAAGAUAAGCCCAUGGGGUUGGCGUGCCUGGCUCUGUAAAUGUUUCUAGGGGAAGAGAGGGGUCUGACUGGGCAGGAGAGGGCCAAGCCAAGGUCGUCUCAAAGACAAUGAGAAUAUCUUGGAAUUCAGAGGGCAUCAAUAUAAAUGGACAAAACACCCAUUCUCAUAACAUAAAUAAUUCUUAAAAAGAAAAAAGAAAGACAACAUGAAAGACUAGCCUAAAGCCUUAAAGGCAGUGAGGGAAGUCAUUACAGGUUCACAAUUAGCAGUAGAUGGAAUAAGACUCAUUUAGAGCCCAGGGCUUGCAAUCAGGACUAUCCGGGGCGCAGUCCAUGCUCAUACUGAAGUGUCCUCCUUUGACAUCAUACUCAUUUCCCGGGUUUCUUAUGGGAAUUAAAUAAGAGCUUUGAUGUCAGCUCUGGCAUGUGGGAGAUGCUCAAAUGAUACGAUGUCCUUCUUUUCUUAUCUCUAAGGGCUUCGACCUGCUUGAUUACAAUGCAGCAGGAAGGUGAUUCUGAACUGAAGCUCAGGUAGAAGGUGAUCAUUACAGCAAUCGCGCCUUGUAAUCUUCCCUGUUACCAUCCCUGCUUCAGGCUGCAAACUGACCCCUGAGACACACGGAUGGGAAUUGUGUAUUGUGAUGGGAAAAACCUUAGAUGAGAGCAUUUUUCUGUUAGUCUAGGAAAGUAGAUGAAAGACAAACACAAAGAAUAUAUGCUGAUUAGAGUCUUGUGGAUCUAAUAGUUAUUAAUGUUCUCUGGAAAUGGCUUUAGUUCUUUUACUUAACUAAUAUUCACUUAGCUUAAACCCCCUUAUUCAAUAGUUACCAACUUAGCAUCUGUAUCAGGCACUUUUCUAUCACUGUGAUAAAACACCACGGCCAAAGAAACUUAUGGAAGACAGAGUUUAUCUGGACUUAAGAGUUCUAGAUUGUUAGAGCCCAGGAGGGUGAGGCCAAGGCAUGGAUGAUAGCAGGAGCGGCAUGUGGAGGGCUCACUUCUGCAACCAAACACACAGAACAGAGAGAAGGAACUUGAACUACUGUGAGCCUUUAACUCUCAAAGCCUGCCUCUAGUGAUCUCCCUCCAACAAGGCCAGACCUCUUUAGCCUCCACAAAUAGUGCCAUGAACUGGGGACCAAAUAUUCGAAUUCAUGAGACUAGGAGAGGCAUUUCUUUCAAACUACCACAGUGCAUUUUGUGUAUUGGCAUAGAUUAUGGGGACAAUGAACUCUAGGUACCCCCUUGAUUCUUGGAUGGGGUAGAGUGGGAGACAACAAUAUGUCUGUCCAUCCUUCCUCCUUCCCUUUCUCUUUGUAUUUUGUUUGUUUUCCCUUUGAAUCUAAAGCUCAGGGUUAUCCCUUUGCCCAAGACCCUCUCUCACAGUGCUUUCGCUCUUUGCGCCUGCGUUUCUAAGGUAACGAGCCAGCAUUGCACACAAGACCACAAGCCCUGGGUAUUAUUUUCCAUAUGAUAAAUAGAAAUCCAAGAUGGCAACCCAGACUCCCAGGCCUUCCGAACACAUAUUUUCUCCCUGGUACUCGGCCAGAUGCUGUGUUCUAUAGAAGGAGUUUUCAGACAUAGCUAAGGCUUCACAUCAAUUGGCUUGUGAUGGAAAUUGCCUGGGUGGAUCUGGCUUAAUGCUGUGAACUCUUUAAACCUGGUAAGAUAUCAGACAUGUGAAGGACCUGCUGUCUUAAAGAUGGAGGGAGUCUUUUGGUAGAGAAUGGAGGUGUCUCUGGGCGUGAGGAGUAACCCCUGAUGACAGCAAGGCAGCCUAGGCCUACCCCACAGCUGCAAGGAGUUGAAUUUUGCCAACAAGAGUGAUCGUGAAAGUGGGAUUUCCUCUGGGACCUCCAUAGGAAAAUUCCAACUGGUAAACACCUCCAUGUCAGCCUCAUGAUUCCAUAAUUGGAAGCACUGGCCAGCCCAAACCAGACUUCUAACCUACCGAUCUCUGCCUUCGUAAGCGAGCCUUCGUUUAUGCUUCUGGAUUUUGUAUAUUUGAUUUCGGUCAUGCCUGUUCCUUAUUAGAGAAAGCAAGGAAACAAACACAAAAGCCCUGCGUACUCUUCUGUUUCACUCUUGCCCUCUGGCUCCUCUAAGAUUUCCCUCCUAUUAUAGGAAAUUAUUUUCAGUUCAUUUGCAUAAGACAUGAUUGUUCCCUCGGGAUGGUAGUGACGUUUUUUUUUCUCUAGCUAAGCAGAUCUGCUCACUUCUCUGGUUUCUCCUGGGUAACUAAAACUCCUCAAGUAUCCCUAUCCCAGUUUGGGGUGAAUUCGUUGUCAGGGUCCUAUGGUUAUAGUUUUGUACUCCUAAAAAGCCUGAUAGUGUACAUCGAGUGGUAAGCAUAAAUUUAUCCCAAGGAAAGAGAAGAGUCUUUCUCUCUUGACAGGAAGGAAGGCUGAGUUUUUCCUGUCCUGCUGCCUAUUUUGACGUCUGAAGGACAUCUCUCUCCCUUCCCCUCCCGCUCCCCCUCUUAUACUCAGUGAGUUUUAAAAGUGUUUGUUUUCAGGGGCUACACCCCCGAAGAAAACCUACUCUCCCUUCCACAGGAACCGUCAAUUGCCAAUAGUUCUCAACCAGGAGUGGGACUCAUGCGCCCCCCCCCCCCAUCCAUGCUGGUUGUGUAUGGCUUGAUCUGCAUUCAUUUACAGCCACUGUGAGUUGCUGUGAGCAGCAGCCCUGUCAUGGCCAACAAACCCUUUCCACGGCAGACAUCCACCAGCUCUGGCUCUUACCAUCUUUCUGCCUCCUUUUCCGUGAUGCUCCUGGAACUGUGGUGAGAGGAGUUGUGAGAAAACGAGCCCAUUUAGUGCUGGGUACUUCACAGUCUCUUAUUCUCUAUAUACUCUCCAAUUGGAGUUACUCUAUAAUGGGGGGUGGGGGUGGAGGGUGGGCAAGCUAUUAAAUUAAAAAGCCCAGUGCUGAGUAUGGGUACCUUUUUUUUUGAGGUGUUAGUCAGUGAAGUUCUAUAGGCCCCUCACAUAAACUACAGGCUGUUGCCAGUAAUGGUGGGUUACGAUUCAGAACCUGAUGGCAAGACCCUGCCACUGAAGAUGCUGUAUAUUUGCAUCACAGGACAAGGAGCAACCUAGCAGGUACUGGCUCAGAAGCUUUAUCCUUACCUGCUAGCUUUCUUCACUGGGCUAGCAUGUGCUAAACAUGCUAACGGGGUAGAAAAGUAUUCAGUAAUCUUAUCUAGCUGUGAGCCCUGCAAACUACAACACACACUGCUCUGGCAAGAUAGAAUCAAUACCUCUAUACCAGUGGUACAGAUGUUGAGGGAGUAACUAGUUCUUUCCAUGGAUUUAAACUACUCUAUAAGACAGAACUCACGCCUGAUGCAGUUAACUGAACCAAAAACCUGGGACUGGCUACAUCCCAGGUAUGACCCGCCGGGGUGAACACAAUACCGUUAUUCUGCUAAAUGGACAUUAUUUUAAGCUGAUCUUUAAACUGCUAUCUUUAUGCUUUAUGGAUUAGUAACACGAUCUCUCCAUGGUAUGGUUAAGGGGAAGGUUUUGAUGAUAGAGAGAGGGAAAACAGCCAGAGUCACCUGGAAGAGUCCAGAGCAGAGAGAAAAAGUGGGAAAGUGAGCAUGGCCGGCAGACUGGACCUAGACAGGAGAGAAGCAGGAGCAGAGUGGGACAGACAGACAGACAGACAGACAGACACACACACACACACACACACACACACACAGAGCGAGGAGAGACAGAGAGAGUGCAAACACUUGAGAAAGCAUAGUGGAACUAGCAGGGUUAGAAGGAAAAUGAGUAGCUGUGAAGUGGGACGCCCAUGAACUGGGGAAGGAUGCUAGUGGUGGACUCUACAAUGUAUAAUGGAUACUGGGGAGACUGCAGGAGCCUGGAGAUAGCAGACCUUUGGCAUGCUAAUUGGCUCCACAAGGAGCCAUUUUUCCCUUCUGCCAGUGACUAGGGGAAAUGAGCUUCACAAGUUCAUG
Molecule: messenger RNA, 10947 nt
Organism: Mus musculus (house mouse)
Lineage: Eukaryota; Metazoa; Chordata; Mammalia; Rodentia; Muridae
Gene: Camkmt
Product: calmodulin-lysine N-methyltransferase
Exons: 4
Coding region: 136-735 (199 amino acids)
Cellular component (GO): cytoplasm; nucleoplasm; nucleus
Molecular function (GO): heat shock protein binding; calmodulin-lysine N-methyltransferase activity
Source: RefSeq, a predicted model, not a curated record